Molecule: messenger RNA, 879 nt
Organism: Trichoderma virens Gv29-8
Lineage: Eukaryota; Fungi; Ascomycota; Sordariomycetes; Hypocreales; Hypocreaceae
Exons: 2
Coding region: 1-879 (292 amino acids)
Source: RefSeq, a predicted model, not a curated record
AUGGCAGCCUUUACACCAAUUUUCGCGCCGUCCGAAACACGGCCCCGGUCACAGUUCUUCACUGCCGUCAAAGCCAACUUUAUCCGUGAUGCUUUCCCGCUGCAAACCUGGAUUGCCAUCGGCGCUCUCUUGCAAUCAGCACUCUUGCUGGUCCUUCCCAUACGCUUCGCCAUAAUUCCGUCCAUCUUCUACCUCAGCACCUCCCUCAUCGACGGCCUCUUCAUCUGGAGCGGCGUGCGCGCCAACCCAUAUAUGUCCGGCGUCGUGCCAGGAAAGGUCAGCGCGCAGUUCCCCGGCAGCACGGUGCCGUCGCAGAACCCAAUCAUUGUCAUCAAGCUCGCCGCCCGCAGCAACCACCCGCUCGGCGUCUUCCACCUGCACAUGCGCAAAAUCAGCACCUUCUUUCGAGACAUGAUCAAGGACCCCGACGAGCACAGCGAGCAGUACGACUAUCUCGGCGCCUGCAGCUACCUGGCCAACGAGCGCGCGACGGCCAACGAGGCCAUGAUCCUGGCCUACUUCCGCACCUACGAGGGGCUGUACAAGUGGUGCCACGUACCAGGCGGCGUGCACCGCGAGGCCUGGAGUUACUGGAACAACGACAUCAUGGGCCGCGGCAAGGCGAAGGAGGGCCGCCUGUUCAGCAUCAUGCAUGAAGUCUAUCAGAUCCCUGCCCGUAAGUGGGAGAGCAUCUUUGUCAACUACCAUCCCACCGGCCUGGGUGCCACGACGUACAAGAUCGACGUGGACGACCAGAGGAAGUGGACUAGCCCGCUGGUUGAUGCGAGCAGGGGGCUGCUGAGGAGCAGCAAAGGGCGGAUGUCACUGAGUGAGGGCAACGACCACGACAUCUACGGGGACGAUCCGUUUGCGAGCUAG